GCCCUCGAACAACCAUGUCUGCACUCUAUACACGAUCAUGCCCACGAAGGUAGAACCUGUCAACGCCAACAGUUCGUCUGUUCUGUCCAUCCUUUGCGCGGCUCCGAACUCCCCACUUUGAUGAUCAUAACGAGUCAAAUGUGUUCAUGCCCACAUAAAGCCCCGCUCCCGAAGCAGAACCGGGCCCAACAAUGCCCACUACCAGCACAAAAAGGUCAGAAGGGCCCCAGAAAUGUGUUCUGAGCGCUGAAUCUUCCGACAGCCACGCCCCGUCCUCCUCGUUUGGAAAGACCCUGCAAUACAUCACCUCUCUCAAGCUCGAGGAGCUCGAGAAGCAGCGCCUCGCGUAUGCGUCUCACUUGUCCAUCCUCGGCCGGGCUUCCGAUUGUGGGGACGACCUGGUCCGCCGUGUCGAACUCCUCCUGGAAGGGGUGAGAUCGUGGCAUGGCUCAGGCGCCGUCGACCGGCAGUCCAUGAUAUCAGGGAAGCUGGACUUGGCGAAUCUGGACCUCUGGCUGCUCCAGGCUCGCCAGGAUCCCGGCUUCAGCGCAGACAUCGUCCGGGAGUGGGCCGACACGCUUGAAACCCACAUCCGUCACAACGCCACCCGGUUCGAGUUCGCGAAGCUGUUUGGUGGCCUGUUCAAUGAGUGGAUGGACAGCGGGGAUUCUUCGAUCCCCACGGAUCUGGGGGAGUCUGUCGAGGACUUCGUCCGCGUGGGGAGAAAGGAAAUGGGCGAACAACAAGACCGGCUCCAGUCCAUCAUCUUCGAGAGCAAGUCUGUGGACACGGACGCGAUUACUGCAUACCUCGGCACUCUUUUCGAAGGGGAUGAUGCCCCGGAGGUGCUAGCAGCCAUGCGGAGAUCUCUGGCCGAGUUCGAGACCGACCUCCAGCGCCAGACUAUCACCUCGAUCGACUUGCGCUGGAUGAUUCAGUCCCUCUUGGGCGACAAUCUCAUGACCGAAGACAAGCGAAACACCUUGCAAGAGUUCGCUCGGAAUCCGACUGUGCUGGAUGAGCUGGCCACGGUUCUCACAAUGCGCUUGGCGGACCUUGAGAGCUGGAAGUGGGGAUCUGGCGUGCCGUUGGAAAUGCGGCGUGCCCUGAAUGGGAAGUACCGGGGGUACACCGAUCCAGACAUACUCGACGCGCUUCUCCUUCAAUAUAUUGGACUGAAAUGGCAGGUCAAGUUCAAGGCCGAAUGCACCAAGGUCUUCGACACCGAGGCCGCUUGGACGCAGGCUUUCCCGGGCUUCGCACGCGGAGAAACCUACAAGCUGAGGACGUUUUUCGAAGAAACGACGACGAGCAGCAUCAAGGAACACCGCAAGUUGCUUCAAAAGCAACACUUUUUGGUCGGGCAGUUGUCCACGACUGUCGAUAGUGGCGGGGGAUCGUACGACGGGGAGGGCGACAACAGGCAGACCCCUACUGCACACGUGAAACAAGAGCUGCUACAUCUGGUCGCCACAGAAUGUUAUCUGAACUCCACCCUGCACAAAACUCACACGGUGGUCUGCUCGGACUUUGAAUGGUUCGGCCCAUCGCUUUCGUUCGAUACCAUUGUCACCUGCCUUGCUUUCUUCGGGGUCUCUCCAAAGUGGAUCGCGUUUUUCCGCCGGUUCCUGGAGGUGCCUUUGACGUUUGCAAACGAUGCGCCAGGCUCCCCUCCCCGGAUCCGCAAAUGCGGCACCCCGAUUUCAUACGCGCUGAGCACCUUUUUCGGCGAGUCGGUCCUGUUCUGUCUGGAUCUGGGCAUCAACCGCCGCACCGAUGGUCUGUUCCUCUACCGCAUCCACGAUGAUAUCUGGUUCUGGGAUUCGGAUUCGAGCAAAUGUGCAGCUGCAUGGGCAGAGUUGAUCAAGUUUGCGGAUCUCACCGGCCUGAAAAUCAACCAGGAAAAGACAGGCUCAGUCUCGAUAGGGGGUUCUCCCUCACCAGGGAUACCCACUGGGCCCGUCCGCUGGGGUUUCUUGAAGCUCGACGCCGAGAAACAGCGGUUUGUCAUCGACCAAGCCGAGGUCGACCUCCACAUCGCCGAACUGCGCCGUCAGCUGGCUUCUCGCAAGUCCAUCUUUGGCUGGAUCAACGCGUACAACAAAUACAUGGCCUUCUUUUCGCGCAACUUCGGUGCCCGUCCCACCGUGUCGUUUGGGCCUGCGCUCUGUCUGGGUCAGGCCCACGUCGACGACAUGCUCGGCACGCUGGCCCGCGUCCAGCGAGAACUGUUCCCCGAGGAGAACGGCGCUGUCGGGCAUCUCCGCACCAUGAUCAAAGACCGUUUUGGUGUCGACGGGCUCCCGGACGGGUAUUUCUACUUCCCCAUCGCCAGCGGAGGGAUGGAGCUGCGCAAUGCGCUCAUCGAGCUGCUAGCUGUGCGAGCCAACUUCCCGGAGGAUCCCGCCGGUGGAUUCACCGAACAAAUCGAAAAAGGCGAUCUCGAAAACUAUCUGAGCGCGAAGGAACGCUGGUCGCGCAGUCUCCUCGCACCACAGACGGAAGAGUUCCCCUCGUUCGAGAGCUUCGUCUCCUAUCGCGAGACUGCGUCCCGGUUCUGGAGAGAACGCUAUGUCCGCUUGCUCGGCCACACCCAGCCGACGUGGCUGCGUCUGCCCGACCACCUGCAGCGAUCGAAGUGGCAGCCGCGUGAUUUCUACGACCGAUGGGUUUUGGCUCUAUACGGGGACCAGGUUAUCCAAAAGUUCGGUACACUGGAAGCGGUGGACCCGAAUCUCAUUCCUGUUGGAAUGGUUCAUUUGUUCAGGGGUAGCAGACACCAGUGGGAUCAGUAGUUGCACGCGCAUAUGAUGUGAUGGGAAUAUUGGCCCGCCGUACCCAUGUAAUAUAGCCGCGGGACUGUAAUCCCCGCCGUAGUCACGACUCACGAGUCACCAGGAGAAACGCGAGCUGUGGGCUCAAACGUUGAACCCUCAUUACUGAUGAAUCAGUACACCAUGUACAUCUCAUCGUUCGGAAUAUACAGGGUGCGCCAUGUCUGAUGGAAAAUACCUGCUACUACACGUCACUACCUGCCGACUUGUGCCGCGGUGGUUGUGCGGCCAGUCGUGUCAGGUGACUAACACGUGAUCGCGUUGCUGCAACUGAUGUGUCUG
Molecule: messenger RNA, 3116 nt
Organism: Mycena citricolor
Lineage: Eukaryota; Fungi; Basidiomycota; Agaricomycetes; Agaricales; Mycenaceae
Source: the annotation of a GenBank genome assembly